Camponotus floridanus (Florida carpenter ant) is the source of this 2220-nucleotide messenger RNA. RefSeq names its product translation initiation factor eIF-2B subunit epsilon (gene eIF2Bepsilon). Gene Ontology annotation, molecular function: guanyl-nucleotide exchange factor activity; translation initiation factor binding; translation initiation factor activity. The transcript has 2 exons. Lineage: Eukaryota; Metazoa; Arthropoda; Insecta; Hymenoptera; Formicidae. The record is from RefSeq and is a predicted model, not a curated record. Gene Ontology annotation, cellular component: eukaryotic translation initiation factor 2B complex. Bases 124 to 2043 code for a protein of 639 amino acids.
UUUGCCGCUGGUUUCUAGCGUCAAUGAAAUUGCACCUUUAUUUUCUUGUAAUUAUAACGCUGUUUUAUAUUCGAAUGAUCGACAUUUAUGUACGUAUAAACUGUUAAUACGAUACUCAAGACAAUGACUUCAAAAAUGUGUAAGAAGGAUGUUUUGCAAGCUGUCAUUCUUGCGGAUGAUUUUACAACAAGUCUGACUCCAUCGCAAAAUAUAUUCCCGAGCAUCUUGAUGCCGGUAAUAAAUGUACCGCUGUUCGACUACAUGCUCGAAACGUUGAUAAAAUCUAGAAUACAAGAAGUGUUCCUUUACUGUAGCAGUCAUAUUGAUCUACUAAAGGAAUAUGUAAAGGUAAAGAAUUACAAAGGAACUGCAAUAUCUCUGAUCAUCUCGGAUGGCUGCAGCUCUCUUGGAGAUGCUUUGCGAGACAUUGAUACAAAAGGUUGGAUAAGAGGUUAUUUUAUAUUAAUUCGUGGAAACACAUUUGUCACCGCGGAUCUUAAAUCUCUACUCAAUGCGCAUUGCUUGAAAGUUGAGAAAGAUAAAGGUGCGACUAUGACUAUGGUAUUACGGAACUUGGGUUCAACGAAGAAUUCUUACAUGAGUGAGGAAGCCUCUUUGGUUGUAUCAGAUAAAAGCAGCAAUAAAAUGCUGUAUUAUACAAAAUUAAAGAAUAGUGAGAAAAAAGUUAAGUUGGAGUUAAACUGGUUUCUUGAUCAUAGUGAAAUAGAGCUCAAUACGUGCUAUUUAGACACUCAUAUUUAUUUGUGUUCACCAUCUGUUUUACCACUCUUUGCUGAUAAUUUUGACUUUCAGACUAUGGAUGACUUUAUUCGAGGGGUAUUGAUGAAUGAAGAGAUAUUGGACUCAAGAAUUUAUUGGCAGCAGUUAGAUGUAGAAGAUUAUGCUUUGCCAAUUACAUCAUGGAAAGCUUAUCAUAUGCUUACGCAAGAUAUUUUACGUAGACACAGUUUUCCCCUGGUGGCAGAUGCUUUCUCUUCAUUAAAGAACUUUAUAUACAUGCCACAGAGCACAUACAAACACGAAACUGCUCUUGCUAAGGGUUGUGUACUGGAAAAAGACUGUAUCCUUGGACUUAACAGUGCAUUAGGAAAUAAUACUAAAGUUGCAAGAUCUGUAAUUGCAGACCAUUGCAUUAUAGGUAGUAAUGUUAAUAUACGUAAUUCCUAUAUCUUUUCAAACGUUAGAAUCAAGGAUAAUUGCACUAUUGUGAACAGUAUCUUGUUUCCAAAUUGUAUCGUCAGGUAUGGUAGUCAAAUAGACGGAUGUAUAUUAUGUCCUGAAAUUGAUGUCGCUGCUCGUAGUCAAUACAUUGAUAUAAUCGUCGAAUCUCAAUCCUCUGGUGUAUCUAAGACUAAAAUGUUAGAACUCGAGGUUAAUGAUGAAUUUUUGUACUUUAAGAACAACAAACUAGCCGAAUGUGAUAAUUGUUCCACAGAAUCGUCUAGUAGCGAAGAGGAUUCUGAACGUGAUUCACCGAUUCCAGACGACACGAAUAUGUUCUUGUCCGAAGUUAUCGAUAGUCUGUUACGUGGUUAUCAGGAUAAGCUUAACUGCGAGAAUUUAAUUCUAGAAAUAAACUCUUCGAGAUACGCAUACAAUGUCACCAUUCGUGAGGUGACGUACAAUGUCAUUAAAGCGAUUCUCAGUUUGCCUCUACAUUAUCUCGCCGAAACGAAAACUCCCGUUAAUAGCCAGAACUAUCAAAAGAAUCUAAAAGCCAUCAUUACUUAUUUCAAUCCCAUUAUAUUGAAUUAUGUUAAGAAUGAAAAUGCGCAAGAUGAUUGUUUACGCGCUAUAGAGGACAUUGCUAGUACGACCGACGAAUUGCUGCCAUAUACGCAACACCUGUUGAAUCAGUUUUACGAUCGCGAUAUACUGUCGGAAGAGAAAAUCUUAGAAUGGUAUGAAUCCACUAGCGAGGAUGCGGAUGUGUUUCACAGUAAAGUUAGAAAUGCCGUCCAGCCAUUCAUUAAAUGGUUGCGAGAGGCGGAGGAAGAUUCUACCGAAAGCGAUAACGAUUAAGAGAUAUUCUAUCUUUAUAAAAGAUCGACCUACUGUAAAGUAAAACAGCUAUAUGAGUAAGAAAACUGUAUAUAUAAUGCACAUAUAAUAUAUGAAAUGCAUUACCCAGGUAGCAAGAUGUCUAAAGACAUCAUUUGACAUUCUGCUACUAGGGUAAAAGUACAAAUACAAUUGUAA